AUGGAACACCACAUCCAGCCUUUGUCCGCCAGUUUCCUGAUCAAUAAAAUCAUAAGCUCACUUCUGGUUCUGAUUGUUCCAAAGACAAAUACUCGAUCAUGUCACGCCCCAUUUUCACAGAGCAUGCGCAAAUGUACAUUAACGUUCGAUUAUUCGGUAAGAGAGCUCCAUACGCGAGAAACGUUGGAGUGGCAGAUGCCGCAGGUGUUCUCACCCCCACCAGGUACCCAAAGAUUUUGUCUGGUUUUUCUUCUAGUCAAGGGAGGCGAGAAUCAGUGGAGUAUGUCCACGGAUUAUGAUUCCAUAUCGUCGCAGUUGCGUCUGAACCUCAUCUAA
Messenger RNA from Plasmopara halstedii, 336 nucleotides. RefSeq lists its product as uncharacterized. The transcript has a single exon. NCBI's taxonomy places the organism in Eukaryota, Oomycota, Peronosporomycetes, Peronosporales, Peronosporaceae. The record is from RefSeq and is a predicted model, not a curated record. The coding region runs from base 1 to 336 and encodes 111 amino acids.